AUGAGAUUCGUCACGUUCAACAUCUGUGGCAUCAACAACGUGCUGAGCUACCAUCCAUGGAACGAGCAAAGGUCGUUUGAGCACAUGUUUGCGGUGCUGAAGGCGGACGUGAUCUGUUUACAAGAAACCAAGCUCCAGCCCCAUUUGCUGAAGCGAGAACACGCCCUUGUGCCCGGAUACGAUUCGUACUGGUCUUUUUCCAACACAAAAAAGGGCUACAGCGGCGUGGCGGUCUAUGUGAAACAUGGCAUCAAAGUUCUCAAGGCCGAGGAGGGUCUUACCGGUCAGCUGGUAUCUCCGGACUCCAAAAAGGGACUCACCUACCAGCAGCUGUACGAGCGGCAAAGGGAGAGAGACGGCAGCAGCAAGAGUUGUAUCGGCGCCUAUCCCGAGGGCAAUCCACAGCGGCUCUUUCAGGUCGAUUCGGAGGGCCGGUCUCUCGUGUUGGACCUGGGGUUCUGUGUCGUGUUUGGGCUCUACUGUCCUAGCACCGCCACCGAGGGCGAGGAGCGAGAUGCCUACAGAGACGACUAUUUUGGGUUGCUGGAGGAACGGGUCAACCUUCUGGUUGAGGCUGGACGAGAGGUGGUGGUCAUGGGAGAUCUCAAUGUGGCACGCGAGCUGUACGACUCAGCUGAGGGAAUGCAAGCGCUGCACAAGGCCAAACACAUCACUCUACCGACACUGGGAGAUAAGGAGGAGGGCAGGUUUGUGGAGGUGUUUGAAAAGCUCAACCCGGGACAGUGUAAGAGCUGGAGGGAAGCCAAAGUUGGCCGACGAGUCUUCCACAGACUGGUCCCCGACCUGUUACAGGACUCGUGCCGCAACAAGCAUCCCAAUCGACCCGACAUGUAUACUUGCUGGAACGUGAUGAUGAACUACCGGCCCGGAAACUUUGGGUCUCGUAUCGACUACGUGCUGGCCUCAAAAGGUCUGAAGGUGGAGGAUGCCGAUAUUCUGCCCCACCUGGAGGGCUCAGACCAUUGUCCCGUUUAUGCAGAGGUGCGCGAACCAGACGCGUGCCAAGAAAAAGACAACCGUGCCACUCAAGGUGCAGCUAACCAGACCAAACAAGCGUCGUCCUCAGCCCCAAACUCGUUUCGGCCAAAACUGUUCCACAGAACUAACAAGCAGUUUGUGCAGACCACCUCGGUCAUGUCCAUGUUCCGGGCGCAAACGCCGCCGACCAAGGGCAUUACCAAACCCAAAGCGCCCUCCAAAUCGACUGCCAAAAAACAGGCGGCCAUCUCCUCCUUCUUCCAAAAGCCAGAUCCAGAAGCUGCCGUCGUAUCAACAUGCGUCUCGGAUGUGCACACAAAGCCGUUGGGACAAUCACAAUCACCCGCCGUGUCCCCAAAUAUUGAAAGCACCUAUCAAGGUUGCGAUGCAGGUGCGCAUGCGACUCGAGAGGGUGAAGAUACGAGACCGCAAAUGGCCACCAGACUGGACUUGCCAGAGCCCACCGAGUACCUAGACAUUGCGGAGCGCGUGGAGGAGGCCGAAAAGGUCGCGUCGCAGUGGUCCAAGAUCAUGACAAAAAAACCAGCCCCCGUCUGUGCCCACAACCUCCCGGCGGUGCUAAGAACCACCCGCAAAAAGGGACCCAACCAGGGCAAGCACUUUUGGGUUUGUGGCCAGAACCACUCGCUGCAGCUCGUCGGCGACUCCUACAAGGCAUCGGCAGACCCCGACGCCAAGGGCUCCCAGGACGACACCAGUGCCAGAUGUAACUUCUUUCAAUGGAAAUGA
Yarrowia lipolytica CLIB122 is the source of this 1749-nucleotide messenger RNA. RefSeq lists its product as uncharacterized. Gene Ontology annotation, molecular function: double-stranded DNA 3'-5' DNA exonuclease activity; DNA-(apurinic or apyrimidinic site) endonuclease activity; DNA binding. Gene Ontology annotation, biological process: base-excision repair. NCBI's taxonomy places the organism in Eukaryota, Fungi, Ascomycota, Dipodascomycetes, Dipodascales. Gene Ontology annotation, cellular component: nucleus. The record is from RefSeq and is a predicted model, not a curated record.